AUGUUUAUUUGCUGCAAUAAUAAGCCAAAGAAAGAAAAGUAAGCUAUGUCUCUAAACAAUCUUAGUAAAUCUGUGAAAAAUGGAUCUACCGCUGCUCCCUCUGAUGCUGAAUCAAUUAAACAGAGCAAAUGCGAGGAANAUAAAUAUAUCAAAAUUUUACAUCUAUAUAUAUAAUAUUUAUUUAACAACAAAUGCUAUCUUGAUAUGUAGGAAUUUUUUCUUCAAAUCAAAUUUUUGUUUAGUUGGAAUAUCAACUAAAUUCCUAAUGAUAUUGAUUGUUGA
Messenger RNA from Paramecium octaurelia, 282 nucleotides. Lineage: Eukaryota; Ciliophora; Oligohymenophorea; Peniculida; Parameciidae. The record is from the annotation of a GenBank genome assembly.